This is a messenger RNA of Cyclopterus lumpus (lumpfish), 1520 nucleotides long. Its product is annotated as sialoadhesin-like. Gene Ontology annotation, molecular function: transmembrane signaling receptor activity. The record is from RefSeq and is a predicted model, not a curated record. The transcript has 9 exons. Lineage: Eukaryota; Metazoa; Chordata; Actinopteri; Perciformes; Cyclopteridae. Bases 69 to 1388 code for a protein of 439 amino acids. Gene Ontology annotation, biological process: cell surface receptor signaling pathway.
CCAGAGAGGCGGUCCGGUUGUGGUUUCCAAGAACAGGAUGUUGUUGCCACACUUUGCAUUCGGAUGCCAUGAAGGCAACUCUGCUUUUCCCCGUGUUGCUGAGCGUCCUCCAGUCGGCCCACAGUCGAGCCUCGGUGACCAUCACUCCCAGCAUGUCGCAGUUUUUCGAGUACGAGAAGAUCUCUCUGAGCUGUGGGCGGAUGAGCUCCGGUGAUUGGACGGUGUGGAGGUACACGGCAGAAAGUAUGAAGCUGUCCCACUGUGGAUCAGGAUGGGGCGACCACUCGUCCUCCACCUGCGUCAUGAAGACGGCCAAGCUGUCCGACAGCGGCGUGUACUGGUGUCAAUCCCAACGCGGGGAGAGCAGCAACAGCGUCAACGUCCUCGUCGUCGGAGGACCAGUGAUCCUGCAGAGCCCCGUCCUCCCAGUGACAGAGGGCCAUGACGUCACUCUGUCCUGCAGGACAAAGACGACCUCCGACCUCCCAGCUGAUUUCUAUAAAGAUGGCUCGCUCAUCGGAAGAGCGCCUACAGGUCACAUGACCCUCCAGCGCUUCUCCAAGUCGGAUGAAGCCGUCUACAAAUGUAACAUCGGCGCUGACGACUCGCCGCCCAGCCGGCUGCUGACGAAAGACGGGUCCGACGUGGCGUCGCUCACGGCGUCGCCCGACUCCUCUCAGCUGUUUGAGUACGAGAAUCUGUCUUUGAGCUGCGGCGGCGGGUGGAGCGUCAGGAGGUUCACCGCGUCUGACGGGAAGAUGUCGGGCUGUGGGGGCGACUGGGGGUCGCUCACCUCUGGAGGCUGCGUCCUCCACACGGUCAAGCUGCCCGACGGCGCCACCUACUGGUGCCAGUCUGCUGCACAGCAGCGGAGCAACUCGGUCCAGAUCACCGUGUAUGAUAAACCCGUUCUCCUGCGGACCCCCGUCCUCCCAGUGAUGGAGGGACAUGACGUCACUCUGUCCUGCAGGACAAAGACGACCUCCGACCUCCCAGCUGAUUUCUAUAAAGAUGGCUCCUUCAUGAGGACUGAGCCUACAGGUCACAUGACCCUCCAGCAUGUCGCCAGGUCUGAUGAAGGCCUCUACAGGUGUAACAUGAGCGGUGCAGAGUCUCCACCCAGCUGGCUGGCUGUCACAGACCCACAUGGCUUGGCCAUGCCGGCUGCAGACUCCGCCCUCUCUGUGUUGGGAGUGAUGCGCCACCUGCUGGUGUUCUCCCCGUACUGCAUCUCCACCGUCAUCAUUGUGUCUCUUUACCGACACCGGCCCUCGGGAAGGAAGCAGCCUGUUUCUACGACGAUGGCUCCGCCCAGCGAGGAAGACGAGGGAUUGGACCGACCGUAUGGUGAUGUCAUCGAUGACGUCACCACCGAGUAUCACUUCUAAACGUUUCUCUCUUGAUGUUGUUGUUGUAUACUUGUUCAAGAAUCCAUAUUUCAAUAAUGAGACAGGAUAACAAUGAAGACAUUUAUUGACAGACGUGAAUGUAUACUUUAAAAUAAAACUUUUGUUGAUAAA